This is a messenger RNA of Mauremys mutica (yellowpond turtle), 891 nucleotides long. RefSeq names its product keratin 222 (gene KRT222). Gene Ontology annotation, molecular function: structural molecule activity. The record is from RefSeq and is a predicted model, not a curated record. The transcript is spliced from 6 exons. Bases 46 to 891 code for a protein of 281 amino acids. Lineage: Eukaryota; Metazoa; Chordata; Testudines; Geoemydidae.
CCUAUCAAUAAGGUUCCCUUAGUCAAGGUGGAGGAUGGGAGCAGAAUGGAACUGUCCCAGCUCCUCAAUGAGAUCAGGGCAAACUAUGAAAUGCUCAUCACCAGAAAUCAGAUAGAGACCGUCCUCUCAACAAGAACCCAGAUAGAAGAAGCUACAAGUGAAAGAAUGGAUAAAGAUGAAGCAGCUUUAAAGGCAGCCAGAGCAGAGCUCACUGAAGCCAGGCAACAAUGGCAUCGUAUGCAAAUUGAAAUUGAAUCUCUCCAGGCUGUGGAAAGAGGUUUGGAAAGUUGUCUGCAUGCCACAGAGCAGCAGUACCAGAUGCAACUGCAGAAUUUACAAGCUGAGAUUGAAGGUUUAGAGAAGGAGCUAGAGCAAGUGAGGAGAGGUAUUGAGAAACAGCUUCAAGAGCAUGAAAUACUACUGAACACUAAGAUGAGGCUGGAGCAGGAGAUAGCAACGUAUCGCAGUUUGCUGGAGAAAGAGGAAAACAGGUUUCAUUGUUCUACACAUGAUAGAAAAGAUGACAGAAAACCUACCACCAGCAAGACAGCUUCUAUCCCACUUUCAACUGGUGCCGUAAAGAAGCAUGAAGAUGAAAAGGUGGAAAAACUGACAAAGCAAGCAAUCUUAAAUGGAAGCAUUGUGAAGGAAAGUGCUGAAGCUCAUGGCACUAUACAGACAGAAAAAGUGGAUGAAGUUAUUAAAGAAUGGGAAGGAUCUUUCUUUAAGGACAAUCCUCAUUUAAGGAAAAAGUCUGUUUCUUUGCGCUUUGAUCUCCACCUAGCAGCAACAGAUGACGGAUGUUUACAGACUAAACAAAAUAACCUACCUGACAUUGAAGUCAGGCUGGUAAUGAGGAGGUCUUGCAGUAUUCCAUCUAUCAAACCUUAA